This is a messenger RNA of Brugia malayi, 786 nucleotides long. RefSeq lists its product as uncharacterized. The record is from RefSeq and is a predicted model, not a curated record. NCBI's taxonomy places the organism in Eukaryota, Metazoa, Nematoda, Chromadorea, Rhabditida, Onchocercidae. The coding region runs from base 1 to 786 and encodes 261 amino acids. The transcript has 5 exons.
AUGGACAACUCGAUGCCAAUCGUAAAAACUAACGUAACAACACGUUACGUACCAAUGGGACGUCAUAUUAUACUUAACUGUGUGGCUUGGAGUUCAGCUCGCAAUAGUUAUUACAAUGGAAAUAAAAAAAUGAAAUGGAUAUUUCGUGAUAUUCAAGAAUACCGCAGCAUUCCUAUUGAUAAUGAAAAUAGUCGAUUCUCAUUAAAUGAAACAGAUGGCCGUCUUAUUCUUUAUGCAGCACAAAAAGAAAACGAAGGCAUCUAUGAUUGUCAUGUCGGUUUGACCCAAAACAUUGAAUGGAUUUCACGAAUUAAUCUUUAUGUGCAAGACUGUAAUGAAAAAAAUGAUAUGACAUCAUACCAUAAUGUCAUGAAUCCAUGCCUUUACGGUGGUUGCGUUAUUGAUACUUUUCCAAAUGCACCACUUUUAAAAUAUUUGAAAUGUAAUUGUGUAUUACAGUAUACAGGAGAAUUCUGUACUGAACUUGUUGAUGGAGCUAUUGGACGUGAAAUUUUACGUUUCUCACCAUUUAUAGCACAUAUUUGCUCAACAUUAUGCAUAAUUAUUACAUUCUUUUGUUGCAAGAAAACCGAAGUUCGGAAACGAAUUGUUUCAUUGGAAGAUCUUGCACCAAAGCCACCAGACGUAUCCGACGAUCCGAGAAUGCUCUAUCCUUCAGCUAUGUUACCAGUUGUGGAAAAUGCAGAACCGAUUGAGGAAACGGAAUUGAAUGCACAAACAAUUGCAAUUUGUCUUAAACAAUUACAACAUUCUAAAACUCUAUGA